AUGAGCGACAAGAUAAAAUCAAAGAAUGUUGUGUUUCCGGGGAGCAGCGAGACUGAUUCAAAAUCAGGAGAGCCAACGUCGGAUGAGAGCGGUUCUCCGCACACACAACAGGUUGAUUUCGUUUCCAACGAAUCACCAACGCAGGGCAACACCAGCAGCAACAACAGUAGCAGCAACAAUUUGCCUUCCGAUGCUUACCUCAAGAAACAGCUACCAUUGCAACAAGAAUGGCAACAUUUGAAAUUACAUAUUCCAGGAGAACAAGUCCAAACCAAUACUUUAAAAGAGCGGAUACCCAAGUUCCCACUUGGCAAGGAGAAUGUGCCCACCUUGUUGCCAAGGCCAGGAGUACCGCAAGUUGGCCCCAAAUACACUUUUCGUCAAGUGAUCAAGAUUCUUCAGUUGAAGAAACAACCAGAGUUGAUCUAUGAGAGUGAGCCGCAUCGAUUAUAUUUCCUAUUGUGUACGUGUGCUGCAGUAGUGUUUGGCAUAUAUGCGUGUGUCUUGUUGGAAUGGGCAUUUUGGAUAUCCAAUAAGGAAUACGAGGAGAAUGAAAAGGAAGAGACGAAUGACGCUAUAAGAAACAGAGACUACUAUUUAUCGUUGGGGAUGUAUCUUUGUCCAUCGCUAAUCAUGUUUUCAGCAGCGUAUUUCUUUGCCAAGUUCCCCACGCGAUUAGUGAGAAGGAUGUGGUAUUUGCCAGGACCAAUUGAGCAUGUCAAGUUUACUACUUAUCCUUUAAUCCCAGGUAGACCAACGCCGACAUACACCGUGCCUUUAGCCAAUUUAACGCGACGUGAAACUACGCGCGUGUGGACCGGUAAAGGCUUUUACGGAACAGCCGAUAAGGGUUUUUUCUUUUUCGUGUUGCGCGAACGCAUCUCCAAGUUUAAAACGAUCAAUUGGGUUGUUGACAGAAAGGGUUUUUUCUGGUGCGAUGGUCGAGUAUUUGAUUAUUUGUUUGGCAAGGAGACGAUACAGGAGGCCGAGGCUGGCAUACCCUAUGACCAGCAGUUUGCCCUUGUUAACAAGCAGUUGAAGGAGCAAAAAAGGAAAUUAAGAAACGAGCAUGGGUUGUUGUGGAGAUACAAGAUGGCGCUUGGGGAGUUUACUUCUGAUGUUGGCAAAUUGGGGCAGAGACUUGGAGUUACGAAGAGGAUUGGUGAUAAGAAGGCCGAGAGUGAACGGAAGCAGUUGCCAAAAAAGUGA
This is a messenger RNA of Lodderomyces beijingensis, 1209 nucleotides long. Lineage: Eukaryota; Fungi; Ascomycota; Pichiomycetes; Serinales; Debaryomycetaceae. The record is from the annotation of a GenBank genome assembly.